Messenger RNA from Nymphaea colorata (pocket water lily), 10706 nucleotides. RefSeq names its product BEACH domain-containing protein B. The coding region runs from base 491 to 10330 and encodes 3279 amino acids. The transcript has 43 exons. The record is from RefSeq and is a predicted model, not a curated record. Gene Ontology annotation, molecular function: protein binding. NCBI's taxonomy places the organism in Eukaryota, Viridiplantae, Streptophyta, Magnoliopsida, Nymphaeales, Nymphaeaceae.
AAGAAUUUGGUGGGUAGUGGUAUAAUUUCCGAAAUGAAAGUCGCAUGUAAAUCAGUGCGACUUUAGUUCCUCGAAUUGCCGUAUCACUGUUCGCCCCCCUCCCGCAUUCGGCAUUGUGCCGUUAAGUAGCAGUCUGCCAAUAACUGGCCCUCUCUUCUUCCCCCUUCUGAGCUGAGCAGGCGGCCGAACGUCGCUUAGCAGCACAGGUGAGAAGAGGAAGACAGGCGCGGAAGUAAGGACGCCUUUUUCUCCCCAAGCACCUCACGCUUCCGCGAUCUGCAGCCCACCCGCACAGGUGGGCUGGUUGACGAAACCACAUCCAAGGACAUGCUUGGAGAGCAUACUAAGUAUCUUCUUCUUUGUACAGAAAUUUCCAGACCUGGUCUGAGGUAAUAUGGUUCCAUGCUGUCCUCCAGGCACAGCCACGAGUGUUCGACUGUGAUCAUCCAUGCUUUCAUAGCUGGAUUGAACUUAUAGUUCUUGGAGAAACAUGAAUAUUGUCAAGGGCGUUGCUGAUCUACUGCGAAGAACUGCUGGUCAAGGAGGAGAAAGUGCAUCAUGUGAACAAGGAGAAAAUUUGGAUGUACCUGGACAUAAAAUCCAAUUUGGAGUGCUUGGUGAUGAGGCUGUUCUAAAAAUGCACUGGGAGCAAUACAAGAGUGCAAUUGACAAGGAUGAAAGGAGGAGGUUAUUGGAAGUGUUUAUCAUGCACUUUGUGCUGGUAUAUAAGGACUGGCAGCCUGUAUACCUCCAGUUAUCAAAAGGGGCUUCAACUGCCAUGCAUCUUCUGGAUUAUGCAUCACAUACUGAUGAUGUUGUGGUAGGGUGCUCUGCUGGGCAUCCUGCUGAAGUUAUUAUUGCUUUAACACAAGAGAUCACACCAGUAGCUAAUACAGUUACCUCCUUGCAAUUUUCCUCUGACCUAUUGGAGUCACCUGUUGGUUUAAAUGGCAACAAAUAUUUGAACGUGGUCAAUGCCUUGUCGAUAUUGAACCGUUCCAUUCUUAAUAGCAGAAUUUUUAUUUCAUGUGGGGGGAUUCGAAAAUUGAUGGCAUUAAUGAAAGCGUCUAUCAUCCAGCUUAAAUCGGUGCCAUCCACACUUGCGAUACCUGAGCAGUUAUCACCUCCUAAUAUGGAAUUAAUUAGAUUUUUGCAAAAAUUGCUUUUCUUUGUGGUGUCUAUAAUUUCAAACGUUAUAAAUUUUGAAUCUGGAACAGCUGACCUGUACUCUAGCUUUCUUAAUCUUGGUUUUAAAGAAAGUUCUCAUUUGGCUGAUUCUUCGGAAAAAGGAGAUGUUCCUGAUCCAGAUUUUGUUGCAAGAAAAUUCUAUUGGCAGCAAAAGGCGGUUGUUGCAGUGAUGGAAGCAGGGGGCCUUAAUUGGUUAGUAGAGUUGUUACGGACAAUCAGAAGACUGGCUUUAAAAGAUCAGUUGUCAGAGAGAUCACUUCAGUCCUUAUGUCUGAUUGCUCUCAGGUCUGCACUGUUUGAGAACCCUCGAGCUCAGAAUCAUUUUAGGAGCAUUGGGGGCCUUGAUGUUCUAAUGGAUGGGCUUGGCCCUCCUUCAGUCAAUGCUUUAGCUAUGAAGGACGUCCAUCAAACAAGUGAGCAAAGCCAUGGGAAUCCUGUUUUUGGCAGUUUCUACCUUCAAAUUCUUUCUUUGGAAGUACUACGAGCAGGAGUAUUUGGUAAUUUGAUCAACAUGCAAUUCCUUUGUGAAAAUGGAAGGGUGCACAAAUUUGCAAAUAGCAUCUGUUGGCCUGCAUUUAUGCUACAAGAAGUUUGCCAGCAGGAAGAGCACUCUGCUCUGAUGACCGUUUUGCUGGGAAAAACAACUGAGUCUAUUGUAGAUAGUGAAGAUCAAAUGACAAACCUUCUGCAGAAUACCGAUUUUGAUUUAUGGGUGUCAGAGCAUUGGUAUGUUUAUGCUCUUACAUUGAGCAAAGUACUUUGCUCUUUUAUCCUGGCUCCGGAAGACAUUGUGUUUCAAAAGCACCAUGCAUCACUUGGUUUGAGUAUACCGACUCAAGUCUCAUUAUCCUUUUGGGAGCUUGCAUUGAGAUGGAUCUUGAAGGUUCUGCUUAUAGUGUUUCCUUGCUUGAAGGCUUGCGGUAAUCUUAAUGAGUUCCCCAGUCACCUAAGAAUUUUGUCCAGUGCUUUACAACAAUCCAUUCUUUACACAUUCCGAAAGUUACUUGCUUCAUCACCGGUUUUGCUUGAAACUUUUCGUGCCGAGGGAGUCUGGGAUCUCCUCUUUUCUGAAAACUUUUUCUACCUUGGGUUAGCUUCUGAGGAGGCCAAGGAGAAUUGCUUAUUUUCUGAACAAGGAAGGAAAUAUCUUGGUGAAAUGUUGCCAUUUGACUGCUCUGGCAACCUAACAGAGGCUCAUGAAUCGGUUGCUCUUCAGAUGGGAGUUGUUUCAUUGGUUGAACAUGCUGCAACACUUAGUAUUAAUUCACACAAUUUGCCCGAAUGUGUGGUUCUUUUGGAUGCUCUUGAGCAGUCGGCUUGUAACGCUGGCAUUUCUACCAUUCUUGCAAAAAGCUUGCAUCGUAUCUUACAGAUAUCAGUUGAGCAAACAGUUGUGUCUUUGGUGUCCUUGGAUGCAGUUACUAGGCUUCCAGAAGUUGCAUGUAUUCAGCUCCAGGAGCUGUGGAAGGUAAAAAAGUGCAUGGUGAAACCCUGUGAAGAAGGCAGUUCUGUAUCUUUUCAGCAGAUCUCUGAUUCAACUGGGAGUGUCAUGCUUUGGAAGCAGUGUCUAGAGGCUUCAUUUGAACUCUUUAUGGCAUUUGUGUCGCUGUCAGAUGAUGCAAAACAUUUGGCUUUGCAUAGUUCAAAAUGUAUUGAUUGCUUAUUUGACUUAUUUUGGGAGGGUGAUCUGAGAAAACCUAUACUUGACCAUGUUCUUGGCUUAUUGAAGUUGGUUGCUUCUCCUGAAGAAGAUCAAGCAGCAAAGCUACAACUAUGUUCUAAAUAUUUGGAAACAUUUUCACAUGCUAGGGAAAGGGCAGAGACACAAUAUGUAGAUGUAUCUAUAGAUCUCUUGGUUGGUAUUAGGGACAUGCUCAAAAUCAAUUUGGUGUAUUACCAGUCAUUAUUCCGCCAUGGAGAGUGCUUCCUGCAUAUUGUCUCUUUGCUCAAUGCUAACCUUGAGGAGGAAACAGGCGAACAACUUAUUUUCAAUGUCUUCCGGACACUGACAUGUUUGCUGACUGGGAAUGAUGCUUCCAAGGCUGCAUUUAGAGCACUUGUUGGAGUUGGUUAUCAAACCCUGCAGCGUUUGCUUUUGGACUUUUGCCAGUGGCAGCCAAGUAUGCAACUUAUGAAUGCUCUUUUCGACAUGCUUGUUGAUGGGGAAUUUAGUAUAGCCCCAAAUAUUUUGAUAAAGAAUGAGGAUGCAAUUUUACUUAUCCUUACCCUUUUGAAGAAGAGCAGUGAAGACUUGAAACAUUAUGGGCUUGAUGUAUUUCAGCAAUUAGUGAAGGAUUCUAUCACAAACCGGGCGUCAUGCUUUCAAGCUGGCAUGCUCAGUUUUCUUCUGGACUGGUUUACUGUGGAAAAUGAUGAUGCUGUGAUUUUAAAACUUGCAGAGUUGAUUCAAUCGAUUGGUGGCUAUAGCAUAUCUGGAAAAGACAUUCGAAAGAUAUUUGCUAUUUUACAUGAUGAAAAAGGUGGCUGCAGACAACAACACCGUUUUCUGCUACUGAGCAGCAUAAAAUGCAUGCUCAAAGAGAAGGGGCCUACAGCAUUUUUUGAGUUCAGUGGGAGCAAUUCUGGCAUUGAAGUGAGAACACCAAUGCGAUGGCCAUAUAGCAAAGGCUUCUCAAUUUGUUGUUGGAUCAGGCUGGAAUGUUAUCCAAAGAAUGGUGCAAUGGGCUUGUUUGGUUUUCUCUCUGACAAUGGACGAGGAUGUGCAGCAAUCAUUGAAAAAGAAGUGCUCAUAUAUGAGGCAUUGGGGCAGAAAAUGCAAAGUGUUUUCGUUAAUUUGAACCUUACUCCAAAAAGGUGGUAUUUUCUUUGCAUAACCCAUAGCAUUGGGAGAGCGUUUUCUGGCGGUAGUAUGUUCAGGUGCUAUCUAGACGGUGAUCUAGUAUCUGCUCAGAAGUGCAGGUAUGUAAAAGUUAGUGAAGUGUUGAUGCAGUGUACAAUCGGAAGGGCCAUCAUUUUGUCCAUGGAAGAUGGUGAAAAUGCAUUCCCAGAAAGAGACCUGUUGCCUUUACAUGGUCAACUUGGUCCAGUUUAUUUAUUUGGUGAUGCUAUCUCCUCGGACCAAGUUAAGAGUAUUUAUUCCCUUGGACCGAGUUACAUGUAUUCAUUUGUUGGAAAUGAGCUCUCCACUGCUUCAGGUGUCUUUGCCCAAAAUGGUGUUCAAGAUGCAAAAGAUAGUUUAGCAUCAAAACUCAUCUUUGGUUUCAAUGCUCAGGCAACUGAUGGAACAACCUUGUUCAACAUUGCACAAGUUCCUGAUUACAGUUCAGAUAAGAGUACUUACACAGCUACUUUGAUGGCUGGCACCCAGUUGUGUUCCCGUCGUUUAUUACAAGAUAUUAUUUAUUGUGUUGGUGGUGUUUCUGUAUUUUUUCCCCUGCUGACGCAGUUUGAUAAGCCUAGUGAAGGAGAAGCGGGAUAUGGAUGGUCUGGACAUGUGACAACUAAGUCUAUCUUAAAGGGUAGUCUUGCUGCUGAGGUUGUUGAGCUUAUCUCAUCUGUUUUGGAUAAAAAUCUGGAAAAUCAGCAGCAGAUGAAUCUUCUUUCGGGAUUUUCUGUCCUGGGAUUUUUGCUUCAGUCAGUUUCACCAGAGUCAAAAGUGGUGCUUGUUUCAGCCUUGAAGCAUCUUUUAGAUGUCAUUGCAAACUCAGGCCUAUCAGGUGUUCUUAUGAAGGAAGCUAUUCCCUGGAUAUAUCUAAAUCCUCGUAUCUGGGUUUAUGCGGACUACAUGACACAGCGUGAACAUUAUAUAUUCCUUGUGAACUAUUUUGAGAACGAUUCUUCCUCAUUGACACAUUUCUGUCGCCUACCAAAGAUCAUUGAAAUAAUAUGUCAGUUUUAUUGGGAUACACCCAAUCGUUCAGUUAUUGGAAGGAAACCACUUUUAGAUCCUAUGACAAAGGAAAUCAUUUGGAAAAGACCUAUCAGGGAAGAAAUUCAGAAAAUACGCCUUCUACUUUUAAGUCUAGCUGAAAUGAGUUUGAGGAAACAGGUUCUUCCCUCUGAUGUGAAAGCUCUUGUGGCCUUUUUUGAGAGGACAGAAGAUAAUGCAUGUGUGGAGGAUGUGUUACACAUGGUUAUUCGUGCUCUAUAUGGCAAGGCAUUUUUAGUGUCCUUUAUAGAGCAAAUUGAACUACUUGGUGGAUGUCAACUGUUUCUUAACCUUCUUCAUAGGGACUCAGAGGCAAUCAGGGUGUUGGCUUUGCAGUUUAUUGGGAAGCUUUUGGUUGGUUUGCCUUCCGAGAAAAAAGAGGGAAGACUGUUCAACCUUGCGGUGGGGCGUUCCAAGUCUCUUUCAGAGAAUCAAAGAAGUGGAAGCACAAAAUUCAUGCCAAUCUUUUCUUCGAUGUUGGACAGGCUUUUUAAGUUUCCUCUAACAGACUCUUUAUGUGCUGCCUUAUUUGAUGUGCUUCUCGGUGGUGCUAGUCCUAAGCAGGUUUUGCAGAAAUAUGGUCAGCCUGAAAAGAGUUUCUUUAAUGGCUAUGCAUCUCACUUCAUCCUUCCACAAAUACUGCAUCUCAUAUUCACAUUCUUGACAAAAUGCAAUGACUCAUUAAUGAGACUGAAUAUUUUGAAUGAUCUGGUCAAUCUUCUUGAUUCAAAUCCUCUGAACUAUGAAGCUGUGAUGGAAAAGGGAUGGAAUUCAUGGCUUUUAGCAUCGGUUGAACUAGAAGUUAUCAAGAACUAUAAACCUGUUGCUGAUCCUGACAGCCCUUGUAAAAUUGAGGAAGAUCUUGUCACAAAGUUAUAUUCAGCUGUCCUUUCAUAUUAUGUGUGUUCUGUCAAGGGUGGAUGGCAGCAGCUUGAAGAAACAGUCAAUUUCCUUCUGGUCAAAAUUCGACAGGAAGAUAUACCAUUUCUUUUCCUUACGGAUAUCUUGGAGGGUGUAGUAGACAGGCUGAUUAUUUUGUCAUCUGAAGAGAACAUAUUUGCUUCUCAGCCAUGUCGAGAUAACUCACUGUACCUUAUACGAUUGCUUGAUGAAGUGCUUGUUCAAGAGUGUGAUCUCAAUCUCCCUUUUCCUGGAAUGAAUUUUUCAAAGGAAUUCUUACCUGAUGCGCUGGAACCUGAAAACCACAGGGACUUUAGUUUUACCGUCUUUGAAGCCUUGCAAGAAGUAGAUCAUGCACUUCCAGGGUCAAUGGAAAAGCCUGUUUCUAGCAAAAUAAUAAGCGCUCAACAAUUGGGUACAUCAAAUCACAGUGAUGUAAUUAAAGAUUAUUGGUGGAAUGUCUAUGAUAAGCUUUGGGUUCUAUUAAGUCAGAUGAAUGGAAAGGGUUCUAGUAAGAUGAUUUCUAAGACUUCUCUUUCUGGAGGGCCUUCUUUUGGUCAAAGGGCACGUGGACUAGUGGAGUCUUUGAAUAUUCCUGCCGCAGAAAUGGCGGCAGUAGUUGUAUCAGGGGGACUUAGUAAUGCUUUAGGUGGAAAAGCAAAUAAAUAUGUUGACAAAGCUAUGCUUUUACGGGGAGAAAAGUGUCCAAGAAUUGUUUUUCGUCUUGUCAUCCUGUACCUUUGCAAAUCUGAUAUAGAAAGAGCAUCUAGAUGUGCUCAGCAAUUCAUUUCUCUUCUGCCAUGUUUUCUUACAAUGGAAGAUGAAUCAAGCAAGAGUAGACUGCAGCUCUUUAUUUGGUCCCUGCAUCUGUUGAGAUCUCAGCUUCACAUGCUGGAUGGUGGAGCAAGAUUUCAUGUUGCUUCACAAUUAAUUCGUGAAAGUAUCAACCAUGGGAAAUUUAUGCUUGUGAAUAGUAUCUCUGGAACAGAAGAUUCAUCUGAUCUGGAUGGUAGUCUCAAGGAGAGUGGUGCCAUUUUCAAUUUGCUUCAAAAAGAGAGAGUCCUCUCUGCGGUAUCUGAGGAAGCGAAGUACCUUAAUCAGUUGACAGCUGAGCGAGCAAAACAGAUGGAACAACUGUGUAUUAAGAUGGAAGAGCAAUCAUCCUUAUUAUCGAUCCAGAAAACUGCCUUUGAGGAUGAGAUUCAAAGUAACCUGAAAACGGUUCUUGCUGCAGAGGACAAUCUAAGGGCUUCUGUGCAGGUUUUGAAUGAUGAGGAACAGCAGAUUGUAGCUGAAAAAUGGAUUCACAUGUUCCGCAUGCUGAUUGAUGAGAGAGGUCCCUGGUCUGCUAGUCCUUUUCCAAACACGAUUCUUACACAUUGGAAACUUGAUAAGACUGAAGACUCUCUACGUCGGAGAGUAAAAUUAAGAAGGAAUUAUCAUUUUGAUGAACGGCUUUGUCACCCUCCCGCCACUAAUUUGAAUAAUUUUCCUAGUCAACAUGAUGUUGGAUCCUUGCCUCAGUUAGGAAGUCAGCUUCCCAAGGGAAUGAAGAGCUUCCUUAUAAAAGGGGUACAUGAGGUUACUGAAGAAGGAUUGUCUGAUUCCUAUGAUAGUGAAAGCAAGGAUUCAACUGAACCUAAAGACUCCAACUGUGAUGGAGUCUCCCAUAAUCAAAGUGCUGAUGCUGAGAUUGGGAAAAACAAUUCUGAUCAGAAAGAUGUUAAAAUAAAUUGGAAAGAUUUCUUCCCUAACAGUGCAGAUGCAGAACAAGAUGAGAUUCUUCUAUCUGUCCCUUGUAUGCUGGUAACUCCAAAAAGAAAAAUUGCUGGGCAUCUAGAAGUUAUGCAACACAUUUUGCAUUUUUAUGGUGAACUUUUGGUUGAAGGAACUGGAGGAUCAUCCGUUUUCAGAAUACUAUGUAGUUCAUGUAAUCAUGGUGUCAAGAUUGGACAACGAGAAGCUAUUGACAGGCAGAAGCCUCAACAGGAGAUUGUCAAUGUAGAUCCUGAUUGUGAGAAGGUUUGUGGUGGUACAAAUGAUGACAUGAGCUCGCUCCACAAGUCUUUGCUCCACAAAUUGCCAGAGAACAUCAAGCGGCAUCAUAGGUGGAACCUUUGCAAAAUAAAAGCUGUUCAUUCAACUAGAUACUUGCUUCGACACACUGCAAUAGAGGUCUUUUUCAGUGAUUCUGUUGCUCCUGUGUUCUUCAAUUUCCAAUCACCAAAAGAUGCCAAAGAUGUUGGAACAUUCAUAGUUUCGUCAAGAAAUGAACUGUUGUAUCCAAAAGGAAGUUCUAGAGAUAAGAAUGAUAUUAUUCACUUUGUUGACAGACGAGUGGCAUUGGAAAAAGCAGAAAAAGCACGAGAGAGUUGGCGAAGAAGAGAGAUCAGUAAUUUUGAGUAUCUAAUGGUCCUUAAUACACUAGCAGGUAGAUCAUAUAAUGAUUUAACUCAGUAUCCCAUUUUUCCAUGGGUGCUAGCUGAUUAUUCCUCUGAAAAGCUUGACCUGAACAAGUCCUCAACAUUCCGUGAUCUUACAAAACCUGUGGGAGCAUUGAAUUUGAAACGAUUUGAGGUUUUUGAAGAAAGAUACCGCAAUUUCUGUGAUCCUGUUAUUCCCAGCUUCUACUAUGGCUCCCAUUAUUCAAGUAUGGGCAUUGUACUUUUCUAUCUAUUGCGUCUGGAGCCUUUUACAAUGUUGCAUCGAAAUUUGCAGGGUGGUAAAUUCGAUCAUGCUGACCGUCUCUUCCAAAGCAUUGAAGGAACAUAUAGCAAUUGCCUUUCAAAUACAAGUGAUGUGAAGGAGUUGAUACCUGAAUUCUUUUACAUGCCUGAGUUUCUUAUUAACUCGAAUGGGUACCAUUUAGGAGUGAAACAAGACGGAGAACCUUUGGCUGAUGUUCUACUUCCUCCAUGGGCUCAGGGCUCCCCUGAGGAGUUUAUCUACAAAAACCGGGAAGCUCUUGAAAGUGAAUAUGUUAGCUCGAACCUUCAUCAUUGGAUUGAUUUGGUAUUUGGAUACAAGCAACGUGGUAAACCAGCCGUUGAGGCUGCAAAUGUAUUUUAUUAUUUAACCUAUGAGGGAUCUGUUGAUCUGGACAAUGUGGAAGAUGAAUUGCAAAGGUCUGCCAUUGAGGAUCAGAUUGCUAAUUUUGGUCAAACGCCUAUUCAGAUUUUCCGUAAAAAGCACCCGAGAAGAGGACCACCAGUACCAAUUGCUCGUCCUUUAUAUUAUGCACCUGCAUCCAUAACUUUGACUUCCAUUGUUUCAGCGGUACCUCAUCACUAUUCUGCUGUUUUGUUCAUCAGCGUCGUGGAAUCUAGUGUUAUCAUUGUCAAUCAGGAGUUGAUGAUGUCAGUUAAAAUGUGGUUAACCACUCAAUUGCAGUCUGGUGGGAACUUCACGUUCUCUGGUUCACAGGAUCCUUUUUUUGGACUUGGUUCAGAUGUUCUGACUGCACGGAAGAUCGGCUCUCCAUUUGCUGGCAGUAUUGAACUGGGAUCACAGUGUUUGGCUACAUUACAGACCUCCUUUGAAAACUUCGUAAUCACAUCUGGCAACUGGGAGAACAGCUUCCAAAUUGUGUCAUUGACGAAUGGGAGGGUUGUACAAAGUAUUAAACAACACAAGGAUGUCGUCAGCUGUAUUGCAGUGACUUCGGAUGGAAGUGUUGUUGCCACUGGCAGUUAUGACACAACAGUGAUGGUGUGGGAUGUUCGUAUUAAAGCUUCAGACAGGAGAUCUCGUCAAGCACAAGCAGAAUCUUCCAGAAAGGACCAGAUUGUUUCUGAUACUCCUUUCCAUAUUUUAUGUGGUCAUGAUGAUAUUAUCACUUGCUUAUUUGCAAGUGUGGAUUUGGAUAUCAUAAUCAGUGGGUCAAAAGAUGGAACUUGCAUUUUCCAUUCCUUGCAGAAAGGUAGGUACAUAAGGUCCAUUCAGAAUCCAUCCAGGAGUGCCAUCUCAAAACUAGUCGUCUCACAGAAUGGCAACUUGGUGUUGUAUGCAAUUGAUGAUCUCACACUACGUCUUUAUUCCAUCAAUGGAAAACAUAAAGCUAGCUCAGAAUCCAUUGGUCGUCUCCACUGUCUUGAGCUUAGCAGAUGUGGUGAAUACCUUGCUUGUGCUGGUGAUCAAGGACAUAUUGUUCUUCGUUCCAUGCAUUCCCUCGAUGUUAUCAUGAGAUAUGAUGGAAUUGGGAAGGCAAUAACAUCCCUGACAGUAACGCCAGAGGAAUGCUUCCUAGCUGGGACCAAGGAAGGGAAUGUCAUGGUUUAUUCAGUUGAAACUGCCCAGCUUCGUAGAAGUAGUAUGUCUCGAGGUGCAAAAAUACAAAAGUUCACCAAUGGAUAGAAACAUAAAGAUUCUCUGUUGUUAUCACAAUAUUAGCAACUGAAGCUGUCUUCUGCUGAUACUCCUGUCAGUUGGCACUUCCAGAUCAACAUUUUACAGCCCAACCAUAUCCCAGAUGGCACACCAAAAUAGCCACAGUCGGGCUGAAAGCACUUUCGAACUGGUUGAGGAGUACCAAAGAUUCUGUAUAUGUGCAUUGAUUUGUAGAUAAAUCCUGGUUUCACUAAUUAUUUGCCUUUCUAGGCUAUGUUAUCAAUCUGUAAAUACGAAGAAUUGUACAUUCUUUAGUUCCUGUUGUUCAGAAUCUUGUUCAGAAUUGUACAGGUAUAAUCCUGGAAUAAUAAGUCCAUGGGUCGUCUUCUCCAAUUUCCUUCAA